Suillus plorans is the source of this 2021-nucleotide messenger RNA. RefSeq names its product amino acid/polyamine transporter I. The record is from RefSeq and is a predicted model, not a curated record. NCBI's taxonomy places the organism in Eukaryota, Fungi, Basidiomycota, Agaricomycetes, Boletales, Suillaceae. Gene Ontology annotation, cellular component: membrane. Bases 237 to 1817 code for a protein of 526 amino acids. The transcript is spliced from 12 exons. Gene Ontology annotation, molecular function: transmembrane transporter activity. Gene Ontology annotation, biological process: transmembrane transport.
ACUUCAUUUCUUGUUGUGCCUUCUCAUUCCCCCGCAUGGCCCAAGAUGACAACACGUCACUGUCAAGAGAUAAGGGAAGCGUCGCAUGUCUUUCCGCAAGGAGGCUCUUUCCCAGAUGGCCAGACACGACCUUAGUAACCUGCAUCAAGCGCCCAUGCCCUUAUCUCCAACUUGACCGAUAUAAGUAUAUGGCGUAAAAGAAGCGUAAGUUGAAGAACCCCGUGUCGUAUUCGAAAAUGUCGAUCAGCUCGGAGAAGCAGGCGCAAGUCAGCGUCAACACUACCAGCGUCAAGGGCUACUCCACUCCACCACGCAAUGCAGACGAUACACUACUCGCUGAACUUGGCUACAAAGCCGAAUUCAAGCGCGAGUUCUCGAUGAUCGAGACAAUUGCUUUUGCCUUUUCAAUCAUGGGUGUGGUGGCCUCGGUAUCAUCGACAUUCUCAUUUCCAUUGGUCUCAGGUGGUCACGUUGGAAUGGUCUGGGGAUGGCUGAUUCCCUGUUUCUUUGUGAUGGCGGUGGCAUCUUCAAUGGCAGAGCUGGUAUCAUCAAUGCCGACUUCUGCUGGCCUUUAUUACUUUUCCGCUAAACUCGCACCUCCGAAAUACUCUGCAUUAGCGAGCUGGAUCACAGGAUGGGCCAACAUCACGGGCCAAGUCACUCUCGUGUGUUCCAUCGACUUUACAUGUGCACAGAUGAUCACUACCGCGAUUGCGGUGAGCUCUGAUGGAGCAACGAUAGUGAGCUCUGGUGCCACAUACGGCAUCUUACUUGCCAUUCUAUUUGCACAUGGCCUAGUGUGCUCUGCUGCCACGAACGUAUUGGCCCGCUUAAAUCUGUUUUACGUGAUUGUCAACGUUGGUACCACUAUAGCCGCCAUCAUUGCAUUACUUGUCUGUUCUGGUGAUAACAAAGUAUCUACACAAGAUGCCUUCACUAUGUUCGAGAACAACACAGGAUGGAGCAACAAUGGAUGGGCUUUCCUUCUUGCUUUCACGGCUCCAAUGUGGACGCUCACGGGCUAUGACUCUGCUGCGCACAUCGCUGAAGAGGUAGCCGGUGCUCAGCGUACAGCGCCCAUUGCAAUCCUCGUGGGUGUGUUCGGGACGCAAGUACUGGGCUGGCUUCUCUUCAUCGCAUGCUCCUUUGCAACGGCUUCAGUGACCGACUUGUUGUCUGGCGCCUUACCACUUCCCAUGGGCCAGCUCUUUUUGGAUGUACUUGGAAAAAGAGGGAUGCUGGCAAUAUGGAGUCUUAUCAUUGUUGUCCAGUUCGUGACGGGAGCUGCACAAGGAGUCGAUGCAUCUCGUGUCGUGUUUGCUUUUGCGAGAGAUAACGCUCUUCCCGGUUCUCGUUGGUGGAAGCGGAUCAAUCGGCGCACGCAAACUCCUGUAAAUGCUGUCUGGUUGGUAAUGGCUGGUGCCGCCGUUUGUGGCUUGUUAGGUUUCUCCGCUGCCGCACUUUCAUCUCUUGCAGGGGCCUCCGUCAUCGGCUUGUACGUGUCUUAUGCAACGCCUAUCUUCCUUCGUAUCACAUCGGGCCGUGAUAAGCUGGUCCCUGGCACAUUCAGCCUGGGAAGGUGGUAUAUACCUAUUGGGAUCAUAGCGGUUGCAUGGGUAUCAUUCAUUGUUGUUUUAUUACUGUUUCCCCCAACACAAACAACCACCCCGGCGGGGAUGAACUACGCUGUCGUGAUUAUCAUGGGCGUUUUCGUCUUUGCGUCUAUCUCUUGGAUUGUUUCAGCGCACAAGUGGUUCCAUGGCCCGAUCAAGAAUAUUGACGAUCCCAGAUCGUCUUUAGAGGGGAAAGAGCUUUGAAGGGUGAUAUUUGGUCCGUUGUCAAAGCACAUUUGUAGAUGCUAGUGGCGUAGAUGCAAUCAAAUAUGGUGCUCUAAAUAUGGUGCGUUGCACCUGUGGAAGACUACUAAGUUGAAACAGAGAAGCAAUGCAGUACUUCCUGCGCUUGUCUAUAUGUUGUCACAAAUCAAGAAUAUAGGGUUACCAGCGUCCGAUGAACGGGCC